This is a messenger RNA of Protopolystoma xenopodis, 405 nucleotides long. NCBI's taxonomy places the organism in Eukaryota, Metazoa, Platyhelminthes, Monogenea, Polystomatidea, Polystomatidae. The record is from the annotation of a GenBank genome assembly.
AUGGCCACAAAGCCCGGCCGACAGAAGCACUCAUCUCGGUCCCGAUCACACACGCUGUUCUCCACUCGUUCUCUGCAGAACUCGUCUGCCUGCCGAACACAGCUGCCCAGAAAGCCCAGUCGGUCCUGCAAGGACUGGGACUCACUCGACGACCAGCUGAGUGGCAUCAUCAUCAUCAUCAUCAUCAUCAUCCUCAUCAUCUUUGGCAGCAGCAGCAGCAGCAGUAGCAACAAUGACAAGCGUGGCAGCGGUGACAGCAUCUUCGUCAGCCGGGACUCGACCUGUCCCCGUCCGAGAGGCAGCCGAACGUGUGGACGUGAUUGUAGCUCGUCUCUCCUCUUUCGUCUCGCCUCCGGCGGAGUUUUGAGGCCAAAACUGUCCGCUUUUGCCCGGUCGGCCAAGUGA